UAAUAAUAGAGUUUUGUAUGAAUAGGUCUUGUAUUUAUUGUAACAAUUAACGUUGUGACACACACACACACACACACAAUAAACAGUUUUAAGACCUAUUGUUUAAAUGAAAGCAUCUCUCAUUGGUACAACUCUCUGCGAAGUCGCAUACAGCCAGACAUUAAUUGCACCAGUGCGAUGGUAUCAAAGCGAUGCUGUUUAACAAUAGGCUAUAGGAAACAUCUUUACAAAGAUACAUUGCUCUGAUUCCCUGAGUCUUGCCAUGUCGCCUGCUGAACCACGUGCUCUCGACUACAGUUCAGUAACUGGCCACACCCGUCCAUGGCGCACCCCCACGCGCUGCGGCUCUUCCUGCUUGCUGUGUCCAGGGAACACUGGGCUGUAACGUUUAUUGGUGCUGAAGAGUGAGACAAAAGUGGCGCAGUCGUCCUGCCAUUACGUGUAUGGCAUCCCCGGGGGCCACGCUUUGGUCUUUACAGACAACUAAUUUGCAGAGCGAUCGGCAACUGACGCUUCCUAUAUUCCCAUAUGAACGAAAACGCGGUUCCCAAGCUUUACUAACACUUCAGAACGUUCUACACCCCGGCAAUCGACGACUGUGUCCUAAAAAGUUAUGGCAGACUGGUAAUUGUAGGCUACUGAAUAGUCAGAAGCUAUUAACAUUUGAACGUAAUCUCAUGCAAUAUUUCAUCUAAUAGCCAUCAGCAAAUCAGUUGAUUGUAUUGCGCGCUAAUUCUUACCACUCAGUCCCAAGCGCAUAAUUGAAAUACUGAGAUUCGUGGACAUAAUCGAUACAUAUAGUCUCUUUACUUUAAAACACUUAAAACGAUCGAAUAGCCUGCAACCGUUAACCAAACCUUAAAACGAACGAUUUUCAUUUUAUUUAAAAGUUUGUAUUUUAGUGGGACAGUGCGCAUUAAUCAACAACAUUGCUGUAAAUGUGGCAGAACUGGCUUGUUUUCAACCGCAGGCCUUGGGCAAGAUGGCUAUCACAAAACAUAUUUCGUGCAAUAUUUUGCUGUAUUUUGCCUUAGUUUGUUCUGCAUGGUAUAAUGUAGCUAAAGUGUUAUGGAGAGUUUUGACUUCAGUCAAGUUAAUUGGUCAUCCCUAAUAGCGAUGGAACAGCUUCUCAUCCUAGGUGGGUGUACCGCGCUGCUUCCUGUGUCGAUGUGUGUGUAUGUGUGUGUGUCUGUGUGUGCGUUCGUGCGUGCGUGUGUGUGUGAUAUUGCUGGUUUUGAGGAGCUUCGUGCAGUGCAAUUAUCUUAAAAACUUAUAAAUCACAAACUGAAUUCAGUACCUUCGACCACCUUUUGAUAUUAAGGUUAUUAAGUUUACAGAUUGAAAUAGAUAGUUUUCUUGCCUUCUGCUGUAAUGAACUAUCGAAAAGCUUUUCUGUUCAAGGCGCUGCAAUUAUACUUGACUGAUAUAGAUCAAAGGGAUCUACAAAUCGCGUCGGUUGUAAUUGCAUACAGAGGCCCUUCACAAUAGCAGACUGUGGCACUGGCAAAGAUGUGUUGUAACUGUCGAAUUGUCAUUUUGUUAAAAAAUCCAUUCUUAGGCCGAGCGUCGGCAUGGGGUUGUGGGCAUAACUGACCAGCCGACCGAAAACUGUGUGUGAGUGUGUGUUUGUUUGUUGGUGUGUGUGUGUGUGUGUGUGUGUGUGUGUGUGUGUGUGUGUGACGUACAAUCCAGACAUUAGAUGUCUAAUGAUUGACUUCCAAAAUACAAACAUCAAACGACACUGAGCAAUAGGAGUUGGUUUAUCUCUCUGGAAUAGCUUCUGUGACAGUGAAGAAAGGGAGGUUUGCUUUAAUUCUCCAUAACAAAAGUACAAAGACGGUAGGUCUGCGACCUUAAACAAGUUAACACCUCCGUCUCUUGGUGCGCCCGGGCGGCGCCUUGGCGGAUAGACCGUGUCUCUCAUUAGCGAAGACGGGGAAACGUGUGAUAUAUAAAGGAGCGAACUAGGGGAGGCGCUGGCGUUAUAGCGGAAACCAAUCAGGUUUGCUGCGAGCGAAUUUAGGUCAAGAGUUGCCUGGGCAUCGCUACUAAGGAAGGUAUACCUGCGACUUUCUGGUUCCCUUGAGAAUCCUGAUAUCAAGACGUCUCUUUAUUGCUUUAAAUCACCGUCGGGUCGAUUCUGAGAACGAAUUCCCUGGAGAAAACGGCCGAUAUUGGAGAAAAUAUAAAACCGACUCUGUGAUUUCCCCCACGGACUGGAAUAUAUGAUCAGUAACGAGUUGAUGACAAAGAUAUCCAUACAAUAUGCAAGAUAGGGAGCCGUCAAUUUCCAAAACCCUUCACUCAGGGAGCGAAAAAGGGCCGGACAAACCGUGCUUCCCGAGCGGAGACCACCGACGCCACCGAACCGCUUUCACCCGGGAACAACUGUCCCGCCUCGAGCAGGAGUAUUGCACUGAGAGCUAUGUGUCCAGGCCCAGAAGAUGCGAGUUGGCUGCUGCGUUGAACCUUCCAGAGACGACCAUAAAGGUGUGGUUCCAGAACCGUCGGAUGAAGGACAAACGGCAGCGGCACACGCUGAGCUGGCCCCUCCCGCUGGACCCCAACGUUUACGCCUACAUGAUGAGCCAGGCGGCCAGUCUGCCGUACCCCUUCUUACCGCCCAUCCCGCUGCACCUGUACGCCCACCUGGGCCCGGGGGGCUCCCCUACACCUCCGGCCCAUUUUGGGAGGCCCCUGGAUCCUCUGCACCUCCCCCACCACCCCUUCCCCCGACAUGAGCUGCUGGGCAGCCUCCCACAGCCCCCCCUCUACCCCCCCGGCCACGGGAUGCACCAUCCCGCCACCUGCCUCUGCGCAGUCUGCCUGCACUGGGGGCCGGACCACCUCCGCAAGAGUAGGGGGGAGGCACUGCUCAGACCCUCUCCUAAUCCCAAAGCCCCUGUUACCGCCCUGGAGAGGACCGAAGAUUCACCCCUGCCAAAAUAACGUUAGCUCUCUUUCGGGAUAAGCCAAAUUUUGGUACAUACAGUUUCCAGUUUGCAUCCAAUCGUUAAGGAUGUUUUUUCUUCCUUUUUUUUGGCGAGAAAGAAGUUUGAUAUGAAAUGUGUGCUUGUCUUUGUUUAAAUGUUAUUUAUUUGUACCAGUGCAAGUGUGGAAAGCUACUGUUUGCUGCAAACCAAAUGUAGCAUGUGAUAGAGCUAAUUAUGGAGGUUUUAUGUGAGGUAGUUUAAGAAGGCAAAUGUUAAGGAAAGAAAACUUCCCUACUGUGAGUACAGGCAAAUAAUUUUCCUGUUCUGCUUUUAUAUUAGUACAAUUGUUAUAAAGAACAGUAGUUGUUUGUGUACAAAAGAGAAUAUCUUAAAGACAAAGAACUAAUCAUACCAGUCCUUUUUUUUACCAGAACAGGUUAUCUGCAAAGGACUGAGGAACUUCUCUGAUAAUUUACCAUAAAAUUGCAAUGCUAAAUCAUUUCACUGUUAUAGAACUUAAACAAUGCUUCCUCAAAUGCCAUAGCAAUAUGAAAGAAGGAAGUUUAGGUUUGAUCUGUAGGUCAGAGGUUGGAUAAAUAAUGGAAAUACCUAAUAAUACAUUGAUAUCCAGGAAAUAAAAAUGGGUAGGGCAGUGCUUUCCAACCCUGUUCCUGGGGAUCUGCUAUCCUUUAGGCUUUCAUUCCAACCCUAAUUUGUCACACCUGAUUCUACUGGUUGGCAGCUCAACAUGAUCUCUAGCUGUUGAAUGAGGUGUGAUUUGUUAGGGUUGGACUGAAAACCUGCAGGAUGGUAGAUCUCUAGCUGUGGAAUGAGGUGAGCUUUGUUAGGGUUGGAGUGAAAACCUGCAGGACGUUAGAUUUCCAGGAACAGGAUUGGGAACCACCGGUGUAGAGCCACACUACAGCUUCAGUCCUUCUUCAAAUGCUGUCAUACAAGUUCUGAGCUGUGUGUAGUGUGAUAUUGGAUAAUUCUUCAGCAAGGAAAGCCUCUGGUUCUUUGAGGGAUGAAGGAAGUGGAAGCACUUUGAGCUCCAGAGCUGCCAGUGAUGGUUCGGUGAUGUCCAGAUCUGGUGAUCAUGAAGGCUAAUGAAAGCCUUUAAUUUCUGGUGUUCAUGAGACCAUUCUUGAAUUGGUUUGGGACUGUGUAAGGGGGGUGGGUUAUCAUCUUGAAAUUUGGGGACAUCAUAAUGGAACAAUGCUUGUACCAUAGAGUUCACCUGGUCAUGUAAAAUGGCUUCAUAUUCUUCAUCAGACCCAGUGUCUCCACGAGAUGGCUGCCCAUUCCAUUACAAAUCCACCACCAUAGUUAACAGUUAGCAACAGACACUGUGGGUUGAAGGCUUGCUUUGGCUGUUGUAAACCUUUGCUAAUCUAGGGGAAAGAGAUGACUCAUCAGUCUGGGAUCCGUUUCCACUGCACGGGGGGCCAGGUUUUGUGCUCCAUACACCAGGUUACACAUCUUUGUGCAUUCAGCUGGAAUGCGAGCGGUUUCCAAAUGGUGGCCCCGGGCUUUAAUACCAGCUUUGAAUCUCACAGCUUACAGUUUUUGUUGAGAAUGGGGUCACAGAGCUGUUGACUCAACUCUAUGGUCAUUUUUGAAGCUGUAGUUUUGGGGUGUUUAGUAACUUAUCCUGUUAAGUGUCUGUCUGUCCUUGUCUGUUGAACUUCAGCUUGGACCAUUGUCUCUCUUUUCCAAUGCGUUUUGUUCCUGUUUGGCAUAUCUUGACAUAGUUUUUGACACUUUCCCUUGUUGCAUUAAAUAAUUUAGUAGUUUUUGAGACCAGGGCAUGUGCAAUUUGGGCACUGACUAUUUGGCUUCUUUGGACCUUUGUUAGUCGCCUCACAUUGCUAUGGAAACUCACAUGUCAAAGUGCUAACUGACACAUACUGCUUAUCAGCAUGCAGUUUAAUGUGACUCACCUGUCUACCUGCCUUUGUGAUGGUGAUUUCGCUCAAAGUUAAGUUCUUGGGGUGUUUCCGUUGUUUUGUGGGAUCCCCUGUCUUUGGCUAGGCUUGGUAUAACUACCACGGAGAAUGAAUGUUGCGUUUUGUUAAUCACACUCACAUGCCUCGUAAUGUUGGACUCAGGUACAAGAAUAAGCUGCUUAUGUGUCAAUAUUUAGAUAUUUCUUUGAUAAUGUAAUUUGUUAAAACUGGGCUGUAAAUUAUUUUGUGUGAAAAUGCAGUUGUACCUUAGAUGUGCCUUAUUAGCUUAACUUUAGAAGAACUGGUUAGAAAAUGGUCAGAAUUACAUGGAAUUUUUAUACUUUAAUAAUAACGCAUAUGCAGCACAUAAUGCAAUACAGUUAUGUACGCAGUAUGUUUUACUGAGUAAAUGUUUGAAUAUUAACUUGAUAGUUUCCCCACUUUAUUUGAAGAUAAAUCCUGUCACAGAAUCUGAAAAGGUUAUUUAAAGUUUAUUUGCUGAUAUUUGAGUUAUUUUAUGAGUUUGCAAAAAGUUGCACUGUUGUCUUUCACCAGGACAAAGAACAAUGUAGCGUCACUGUGCCAGAAUAUUUUACAAUUAUAUCUGAUUUGUAUGGAUGAGCUGUAUGCUUUAUGUCAUG
This is a messenger RNA of Anguilla rostrata (American eel), 5520 nucleotides long. It is a transcript of the gene eve1, whose product is annotated as even-skipped-like1. Gene Ontology annotation, cellular component: nucleus. Gene Ontology annotation, molecular function: RNA polymerase II cis-regulatory region sequence-specific DNA binding; DNA-binding transcription factor activity, RNA polymerase II-specific. Lineage: Eukaryota; Metazoa; Chordata; Actinopteri; Anguilliformes; Anguillidae. The transcript is spliced from 3 exons. Gene Ontology annotation, biological process: regulation of transcription by RNA polymerase II. The record is from RefSeq and is a predicted model, not a curated record. Bases 2266 to 2949 code for a protein of 227 amino acids.